Seminavis robusta is the source of this 3523-nucleotide messenger RNA. The record is from the annotation of a GenBank genome assembly. NCBI's taxonomy places the organism in Eukaryota, Bacillariophyta, Bacillariophyceae, Naviculales, Naviculaceae.
UGGUCGCCUGUUCUGCGAUUCUAUGUUGCCAGCCAAGUAAUACUCCCAGCUAAGUACCAAACGCAUGGUCUCGCUGCAAGACCAUCCCGUGUGAGUUAGUUAGACAUAAUCGUUUCCAACAAUCGCCAAACCUUUAGCCACGUGAUGGAGUGGCAGUGGGGGUGCGUUAGUUGCAAUCCGGCGGUUUUUUAGAAGCGCAGUGCAAGUGAGGACGAAAACAACGGUUGGUCUUUUCGUUCAAAGCAUUGCUUCAACACGCUGCAGGAAAGGGACUCGGCUGAAACGACGUUUGUAAGGGUCUGUACCUUUUAUGAAGGUUACCAUCGGCCGUCAAGAUGGGAAAUGCACUCCAUGCUGGUGAUGGGCUGACCAUCGCGGAGAUCUCCGCGGUCGAGUCGUAUUCUGUUGGAAUGACCUCAGAGUCGAGAACGACCACCGAUGACAACACGGCAAGUGUUGCUACGAGACAACAACUCACAGUGAGUGACGAAAGGGACAGUGGUGGUGGCCGUCUGCAUCGCAACCGCAGUGCCACUAGCAGCAAGUCGAGUAGCAGUCGAAUAGGUAUACGAGGCAAUCCAAGUAGGAACAGCCGACAUUUGCAUCAAGAUCGAUCAAGAUCAAAUGUUAGAUCACCCAAUCGAUAUGAAAGCAAGUACUUGGACGAGACGGUUGCAAGCCGACCCUCUACUCUUUAUCAUAGCAAGUAUACGGAUGGCACUGACCCUAGUCGAUCACGAUCGCCAACUCGCUAUGACAACCAGUACCUGAAUCCGUCUGAUUCCAGCAGUCACCCUCGUAAACGAUACGAUGUCGUCAAGGGAUCCCGAACGGAUGGUUCCUCUGCCUAUCAUCAUGGCUAUCGCAUGCGCAACGAUUGCCGCGAUGAGAAUGAGACUUACCAAGAUGGUGGUACGUAUGGGGGCGGUGAUGCGUAUUUGGACGGAAAUUAUCGAGGCGCUGGCACCUACCAAGAAGACAGUGGAACGUACAGAGAAUAUGAAGGGUACGAAUACCGUUAUGAUGAUUAUCAUGGUGGGCGCCGAAGCCAUUACAAUAGCCACAACAGCUACAACAAUCACAACAGCAAGAACAGCAACCAUAGCCACCGCCACUCUCGUCAACCCGCCCAUCACCAAGACUCGUCAGUCGAGAGAGGCUCUGCGAUGUCGGGGCAUGACGGCAUUGCAUCGGUGACGGAUAUUCGCCCUGCCGAGACAGAUAUGGCCUAUAAUGGAAGCGAGGAAGAAGGAGAAGAACCUCGAGAAGAAGAGUCCACUACUUCCGAACGUCGUUACGGGGCGAGUGAGAGGGAGUCCCCUUUCCACUACGGCUUGACAGAAGAAGAGAUGAGGCAAAGCAAGUUGAUGUUGGCAACAGAAAGUGAACAGGGGACAUCGUCAAGAAUCAAAAGUGUUGCGCCUUCAAUCGAGGAUCCAGAGGUUCAUCCUCUCCUCGAAGACACCGACUCUGAGUCCUUGCACGGCGACAGCUUUUCCACGCUGACAAAGACUCAAGCGACACCCAUCGAAGAUCCAGUUCCAAAUAAUCCGGCUGCGAAAAGGCAAGAGAAUGAACGCAACCUCAAGAAGAUAAAGGAAGCCGCUGUUGGUAGCUUUGAACAGAUGUCGACACCGCCACUGGACGAUUCGGAAGCAGCUGACGACGAGGAGGCUGCGGACGCACCAGCCAGCCCUGCGGACAAGAAACUAGAGGAACUCUUACAACAGCAGCAGCUACAGGAAGAAAAGCUCCAGAAACAGCUCGAACAGUUGCGUAUUCAAAAAGAGAAGCUCCAGCAACUUCAAGGAGAGAAGACGCGGAGUUCUCCACGAGAUGCCAACGAGACAUUUCAAACUCUCCAGCAGUCUGCCUCCCCACCAGACUGGUCGCUGCCGGAGAUAAAAAAGUCACCCGUCAAUUCUAAGCACUCGCGAGAUGCGAACAGCAAGAUGUCAAGCGCUGAGUCAAGCAGACACGAAAAAACGCGUAGACAACGUCUCGAAAAGGCCAGGGCAAAGGUCAUGCCUCUUUCUCCGUCUAAGCGAUCCCAAAAUAACGACGAAGAGGAGGGGAUGAGUAGCAAGAAGUCGCAAGGGAAGGAAUCAGGAAAAUUUAAGAAGUUUGUGGACCAACUGGGCUUGGAUGCACCAGCAAACCAAGAGAACGCCGCAGCGAAAGAAUUCAGAACUCUUGAGGAAAAGUAUGCGGGGCAUGCUGAAAUGCCCGUCAAAGGAGAAGAAGAAGAAUCCACAGGAACGGCGACCGGAGAGAUGGAAGGAUCGGUCCCAGAGUUCGAGGAUGUGCCGUCCCAGUGCCAAAUCCACAAAGACCGACCUGGUCCCUUCGAAGAAAACGAUUUGACGACGAUCUCAGCAAGCAUCAGAACUGAGCUAGACCACACGACGGUGUCUUCCAUCAACGAUGGCAAGAACAGAGAAAAACAAGAGGAGGAAUUGGAGGCCCUUCCCGAAGGUCUGCCAGAAGCCCUUUCUUCAAUGGACGAGGAGAUUGACUUGGACUUUGUCGCCAAGUACGACAAAGCAUUUAACGCGUUCCUGGAUAAGUAUCCUGCUCUCUUUGAUAGAAACUCGCAGCUCAUUCAGAACUUGAAAGUGGCAAAGCUUCAGAGAAUCUUGGAGGUCUCUUAUAAGACAGAAUGCGACUUGGAAACGCAGCUGGAAAGUCCGAGCGAAACAAAGACUAAUCUCGAGGCCGAGUUCCAAAGCAAGUUGAAGGAAGCUUCCCGACAGAAAGCUGAGCGAAGCAUCCAGUUGAGAGCUGAUUUGAAUCAUAACAAGAAGCAAAGCAAAAUUAUGGAGGGAACGCUGACAUGGGACAUGCUACAGCUUUCCAUCAAGCGAGCAAUUAAGCUCAACAAAAUCAAGGCAGAAAUCGAGAAGAAGGACAUUGGCAGCAAAGACGAUCUCUUGGCAGCCAUGCCAGAUGGACCAGUCAUGGACGAGCUGAAGAAGGCAAUGAGGGAACCGCCAAGCGACACCUUUGGAUCCGAGCAGAAAAGGGAGCUCCAACAAUUCCAGGUUGACAACGCGUUUUUGAGUUCCGAAGUCAAGGUCUUGAAGGAGAAGAUAGAGGCUCUGAAGGCUGAAGCUAAGAAUCAAGAGUGGGUAGAUUCGGCUUUGCUUCAAAUGGAUGCCAAGAAACUAAAGAAAUUGAAGACCCGAUACCAAAAGAAGCUCGGCGUUUCGUUUUGAAAGAAGUUAGUUUAAAAGAUAUUGAAUCCUACCGUACUACUCUACAGUAACCACGUAAUAUGCACCGGUAAUGCUACGGUCCUUUUGUGUCAUACAUGUGGUUGGCGACCUUUGUGUAGCUACUGCCAAUAGCUGCUAGCUAAAAAACAACUCUACUAAUAAGUCCAGUUGAAACGGAUUCAGAUGAGCAGUGCUUGACCCAUGAGCCAAGGCCCAGGUUCUCAGCUAAUUGCACGCUCCUUCAACAAACUACUCCACAGCGGGGGACUGCUAACCUUAGGUUGCAGCCAAUUGGCGUUUACAACUCA